Molecule: messenger RNA, 3468 nt
Organism: Microsporum canis CBS 113480
Lineage: Eukaryota; Fungi; Ascomycota; Eurotiomycetes; Onygenales; Arthrodermataceae
Product: condensin complex component cnd3
Exons: 3
Coding region: 1-3468 (1155 amino acids)
Biological process (GO): mitotic chromosome condensation
Cellular component (GO): condensin complex; condensed chromosome
Source: RefSeq, a predicted model, not a curated record
AUGCCCGGACGUACCUCCUCCACCCGCGCUUCGUCGACUGCUUCCACACGGAAAUCGUCCGUACCGCCAGCAACUGCGCCCAGUGUUUAUAUUCCCGAGGAGCCUGCGUUGCCGACAACCUCUGCAUCCCUUCGCUCAAAUGUAGUCGAUAUAUUCGCUGAUGCGCAACGCACAAUUACGGGACACAGAAAACUUGCUAUAAAGCUGAGAAAAAUCCAAGAAGUUUGUUGUGGGCUCCGAACAACGAAAGUAGACGGGAAAAAAGGCUCUCGCCUGAGCGAGAUUCAUCCAGAUUUGGCUGGCGGUGGGCUUCCAGAAAAGGAGUUGAAUAUCGAGAUAUGCCGAUGUUUACUUCGGGUGGUACCAGUGAAAAAAGCUGAGGGGGCGGCCGAUCGUGUCAUUAAAUUCCUAGGAACAUUUUUGAAAGCUGCCACUGAUAAAGACCUCGAGAUAUAUUCGGAUGAUGACCCCGACGAGACUCGGGGUCUACCAGAAACGCCUUCAUCUCGAUUGACGUUCACCAUCGUGUCUACCCUUAUUCCGCUACUUGCUGCAAAGGAUAAGACGGUUAGAUAUCGAACUACGCAGAUCAUCUCACAUAUUGUGAAUUCAUUGGACUCCAUCGAUGAUGAAUUAUACAACCUGAUAAGGCAGGGCUUAGUCAAGAGGAUCAGAGAUAAGGAACCUACCGUCCGCGUACAGGCUGUUAUGGGCCUUGGAAGACUGGCAGGUAAUGACGAGGAGGAAGAGGAGGGGGACAGCCCGUCAGCUCUACUAGAGAAACUUCUUGAUGUGCUUCAAAAUGACACCAGCGCCGAAGUACGACGCACACUUCUCCUUAACCUUCCUCUCACCCCAUCGACCUUACCAUUUCUCCUUGAACGAGCUCGAGACGUCGAUGGUCCAACUCGACGAGCUCUGUAUACCCGGUUACUACCUACGCUUGGUGACUUUCGUCAUCUUUCUCUCUCUAUGCGGGAGAAGCUAUUACGGUGGGGUAUGCGUGAUCGUGACGAAAGUGUACGAAAAGCAGCUGGGCGGCUGUUUUAUGAUCGUUGGAUUGAAGAUUGUGCAAGUUCAUAUAGAACAGACGAGGAUGAAGGCGAGGAAAAGUCUUUGUCCCCCACGAUUGCUGCUCUUACGGAGCUUUUGGAACGCAUUGACGUGGUGAACUCAGGGGUAGAAAAUGGAAUCGCACACGAAGCCAUGAAGAAUUUCUGGGAAGGAAGGCCGGAUUACCGCGAUGCUGUCUCAUUUGAUCAACAGUUUUGGGAAACUCUGACCGCAGAAUCAGCUUUCAUGGUUCGGAGCUUCAAUGCGUUUUGCAGACAGGAGGGCAACGGAAAGCUCGAAGAUUUGGCCGACGAGAAAAUUCCAGAAGUCACCGCUAUGGCGUUUUAUCUACACAAGUAUACAACCAUGCUUCUUAUGAGAUUAAACCAUCCUGAGGUGGCUGAAGGAGGGGAGGAGCAAACUAUGGAAAUCGAAUUUAUUGUUGAACAGCUACUUUACAUCUGCCUCACACUUGAUUACAGCGAUGAGGUUGGACGAAGAAAGAUGUUUUCUCUCCUUCGAGAGACCUUGGCCGUUUCUAAUCUACCUGAUGAGAUUACAAAGCUAACAGUAGAGGUCUUACGAUGUGUGUGUAGCCCGAACGCCGCUGGUGAAGGUGAAUUCUGCAGUGUUGUUCUCGAAGCUGUGGCAGAAGUUCAUGAUACCAUUGUUUCUGAGGAUAGCUUUGUAUCGGCUAAAUCGGAGAUAAGUGAGGAUAGCACUAAACCAGUGCAGAAGAAUAAACGCAAAAGCGGUGCAGGACGAGGCGAUGAAGAUGAUACUGAACAAGAUGGCGAAGUGCCGUUCAACAAGGAAGAGGCUAAGGCUAAAGUUCUCAAAGAAAUUGUGGUCAAUAUGAAGUGUCUCUACAUUGCACAAUGUAUGCUUCAAAAUGUGGAGGGCAAUCUUCAGGACAAUGUCCACCUUGUCACAAUGUUGAACAAUUUGGUUGUACCCGCUGUUCGAAGUCACGAAGCCCCUAUCCGUGAGAGAGGCCUUGAAUGUUUAGGACUGUGUUGCUUGCUAGACAAGUCCCUCGCGGAGGAAAACAUGGGUUUGUUUAUCCAUUGUUAUACUAAGGGCCAUGAAUCACUUCAGGAGAUGGCCCUGAGAAUUUUGUCAGAUAUAGUUACAACACACACCUCGCUGCUUGCACCAACUGCAUCACCUAAUGAUCCCAACUCCGUGACACCUCCACCAUUUCAAAAGCCUCUUCUGAAAGCGUUUGCAAAGGCUCUUAAGACAUCAACUCUACCUCAUGCCCAGAGUGCGGCUGUCAUUGCGCUAACCAAGAUGCUCCUUACUAAUGCUCUUUCUCCUUCAAAUCCAUCCAUUCCUCCAUCUAUCAAGGAAUUCAACGAUAACUCUAUUACAACACUCUUACAGUCCCUUGUCCUCGCAUUCUUCAACCCUCGGACACGCGAUAACCUAUCUCUCAGACAAGCAUUGACUUACUUCUUCCCCGUUUACUGCCACUCGCACAUAGCCAAUGCCCAGCACAUGCGGAGGAUUGCGGUACCGGCAAUCCGCACUGUUCUUGCAGUGGUCGAUGAUUUCUAUGCUCUUGAAGCAGAGGAGGAUAGUGAUGGCGAAAUAGAUGGAAGUGUCGGCGAGAAAGAAACGAAAGCUCUCAUGACGGGUGUCGUUGGGAUGUUAACUGAAUGGACUGAUGACCGUCGGAUUAUCGGCCUGGGUGGAGGAGGAGACCCAUUAGCACCAGCGAGUCUUUCAACAAAUUCAAUGCUACGACCCAGUGAAAGCCUUCAUCUCGCUCUCGCCAAAGAUAUUCUCCAGCGUGUCCUUGGUGUUGGGGGGUUCGCUACCGCUCCACGAGAAGAGAGGAAGUACUUGCUUUCUAUGCUAAGCAAGCUUCAUCUGCCAACCCCUGCUCCAAUGCCUUCCUCAAGAGCCAGCUCUCGUGUUCCAGAGGGCGCACCCGACGAGCGGGAGAGUCUACGAUCAAGUAUCAGAACCGAUAACAUGACUUCACAACUUCAAGAAGAUGACGAUGAAUUACCCCUGUUGGUCAAAGAUCUGCUAGACCAAGCCAUUUCAGCUGGUGUUGCUAGUGAUGCUUCAAGCCGGAAUGCUCUUGUGAAGGCAAAGAACUCCAUCCUAAAACUGCUUUCUUGUAUAAUUAAGCCAACGGACAUGGACACUAGCUCGGUGUCUGCGCGGCCAGAGAGAAGAGACAGAGUCCGCAUUAAAGAUGAACCAAUUGAGGAAGAAGAUGAAACUGAGGUGACGGCACUAUCUCAGGCCAGUAGGGCCAGCUCAGUAGCAGUAAGUAAUAUCAGCCGAAUUGAUGAGGAAGAUGAAGGAGAUGGUGAUGACACUGUGAUUGCAAGACAGCGGUCAUCAGCUCGCAGGUCUGAAAGUGUGGCAAGUACAGUUACGGGUGAUGAGACCGAGUGA